AUGAAGAGUUACUCAUUGCGUAUAAUUCCGAAGGUCAACGUUUUCUUUUUCAGAGACUUUCUACUAUAUCUAUUGGAAGGAAAACCUGUACGUGUCAAACAAAUUUACGCAAUAAAUGCGCCCCAUUUUUAUGAUAAACUAUAUACACUGGUCAAACCUGUUUUGCCUGCAGAUAUUUGUAAUAUGAUAAAAUUUUUGCCGGACUGCGAGAGCCUACAUAAAUGGAUAGAUAAAAAAUAUUUGCCAAUUGAGUAUGGAGGUGAAGCUCCUAGUAUGGAGAAACAGCAUGGAGACUGGGUCAGCCAAAUUCAAGCGGAAAGAGAUAUGUUCCUAAACGACAAUAUGUGGAAAGCAGAUUUAAAGAAAAAACCAAAGACAAAUGAAUCGAAUUCAAUGAAUGGAUCCUUCAAAACAUUGUGUAUAGAUUAA
Messenger RNA from Parnassius mnemosyne (clouded apollo), 429 nucleotides. The record is from the annotation of a GenBank genome assembly. NCBI's taxonomy places the organism in Eukaryota, Metazoa, Arthropoda, Insecta, Lepidoptera, Papilionidae.